CUUCAUUUUCAGUGGUUAUGGCCACGUCAUCAUUAUUAUAUCCUCUCGUCUUCUUCUCUUCGCCAUCUCCCGUUACCUCGUUUCCCUCUCCCGGCGUUUCCCGUUUCCCUCGAACUCCCUUCCUUAAGCCCGAGCUAGCCAGCAUUCGCCGGAGACGCCGCCGUGCCUCGCCGGAGGAGAAGGUCAUGGCGCCGUCUACUAGGUGGGAUGAUGGCGGGGCUCGGGACGAUGAUGAGGAGAACGCUUUGAGGGCUCCGACAGUGGAUUCACAUGAGAUCGAGCUCUCCUUCCCGGAUUUUACUGGGGGAUAUUCAACAUCCAGGGAUCAGUUUGCAUCAGAUAACAGAGACAUGCGUUCAAGAGAUGUUGGGGGAGACAUGUACCAAUCUAGCAUAAAAAUUCCUCCUCAGAAGAAAAGGUCUUAUUUGAACGAUUUAAAAUGUUUUGGAGUGGACUUGUCUCCUGACAACAUUGCAGUUGCUAUAGUAUAUUUUGUACAAGGAGUUUUAGGCCUUGCCAGGCUUGCUGUAAGCUUUUACUUGAAGGAUGACCUUCAUCUAGAUCCUGCCGAGACAGCAGUUGUAUCUGGUGUGUCUGCUUUACCAUGGCUGGUCAAGCCUCUUUAUGGGUUUAUCAGUGAUUCUAUCCCUCUUUUUGGAUACCGGAGAAGGUCAUAUCUAUUUCUGUCAGGGCUUCUUGGAGCCCUUUCAUGGAGCUUAAUGGCCACCUUUGUGGACAGCAAGUAUGGUGCAGCAUUCUGCAUUCUUCUUGGAUCUCUCUCUGUUGCAUUUUCAGAUGUUGUUGUAGAUUCCAUGGUAGUUGAACGAGCGCGGGGUGAGUCACAAAGCAUGUCUGGAUCACUUCAAUCUUUAUGUUGGGGAUCUUCAGCCAUUGGAGGUAUUGUGAGCGCUUACUUCAGUGGUUCUCUUGUAGAUGCUUAUGGUGUCAGAUUUGUUUUUGGUGUGACGGCUUUUCUUCCACUGAUGACAUCAGCAGUUGCUGUUCUUGUAAAGGAGCAGGCUGUGGCUUCUAGCAAAGUAUAUAACCCAUCAAUUUCCACUCCGAUGCUGCUAGAGAGUUCAAAGCAGCAUAUCCUGCAAUUGUGGACUGCUGUCAAGCAGCGUGAAAUUUUUCUACCAACCUUGUUCAUAUUCUUGUGGCAAGCAACACCACAGUCUGACUCCGCAAUGUUCUACUUUCUCACAAACAAACUUGGUUUCACCCCGGAAUUUCUCGGUCGUGUCAAACUUGUUACCUCUGUGGCUUCACUUAUUGGUGUUGCAGUGUAUAAUACAUUUCUGAAAAAAGUUCCACUGAGGAAAAUUUUUCUGUUGACAACAAUAACUGGUUCAGCCCUCGGAAUGACUCAGGUCUUUCUUGUAACUGGAUUGAACCGACAAUUUGGCAUAAGUGAUGAGUGGUUUUCAAUUGGAGAUUCUCUGAUCCUGACAGUUCUUGGGCAGGCUUCAUUCAUGCCUGUAUUGGUGCUAGCUGCAAGAAUAUGUCCUCCUGGUGUUGAAGCCACUCUGUUUGCAACCUUAAUGUCUAUUUCAAACGGGGGAGGUGUCACUGGCGGUCUGUUGGGCGCUGGCUUGACUCAACUUCUUGGUGUUACCAAGGACACCUUCAACAAUUUAGCUCCCUUGUUAAUCAUAUGCAAUCUCAGCUCCUUACUUCCACUGCCCCUUCUUGGCCUACUUCCUGAGGAUAUCCCAGAUGCCAAGAGCACAGAUAUUGAAGAUGUAAAGUCAAGCUAAAGCAUGAGAGUCCAAUACUGAGAGGUUGAUGGUUCUAGUCACCAUUUUCGAUGAAUUCCAGUAUCCAUUCUUCGCUUAUGAACUCAUUUCGGUUAUUGGUUUCACUCCUAGAGAUGAUCGGCACAUCGGCACAAACCAGAGGAGAUAUCAGCUUUCAAUUCACCAGUA
Dioscorea cayenensis subsp. rotundata (Guinea yam) is the source of this 1925-nucleotide messenger RNA. RefSeq names its product folate-biopterin transporter 1, chloroplastic. The transcript is spliced from 9 exons. The record is from RefSeq and is a predicted model, not a curated record. The coding region runs from base 18 to 1757 and encodes 579 amino acids. Gene Ontology annotation, cellular component: membrane. NCBI's taxonomy places the organism in Eukaryota, Viridiplantae, Streptophyta, Magnoliopsida, Dioscoreales, Dioscoreaceae.